Messenger RNA from Pundamilia nyererei, 1913 nucleotides. It is a transcript of the gene tsnare1, whose product is annotated as T-SNARE Domain Containing 1. Bases 137 to 946 code for a protein of 269 amino acids. Gene Ontology annotation, biological process: vesicle-mediated transport; intracellular protein transport; vesicle fusion. Gene Ontology annotation, molecular function: SNARE binding; SNAP receptor activity. The transcript has 11 exons. Gene Ontology annotation, cellular component: SNARE complex; synaptic vesicle; membrane. The record is from RefSeq and is a predicted model, not a curated record. NCBI's taxonomy places the organism in Eukaryota, Metazoa, Chordata, Actinopteri, Cichliformes, Cichlidae.
GCAGGUGGUUGGAUCAUAUGAUGUUGUCAGGCGAAGCUGAGGAAGAGCAGGAUCUCUGAAUCACUGAAUCACAGCCCACAUCAAUCCCUACAUUCAAAGUUGCGUGCAGCUGACACUUCAGCAACCAUCAGGCAGGAUGUCAUAUGGUUCCAUUGACAGCGGCUCCUUUGGCAGUCGUAACCCAUUUGGAGGUCCUAUGAGGCAGGGCUACCAGCCAGUAGCCACACAGGUCAGCCCCUCAGAACUGCAAGAUGUGUUUCAGGAGACCUCCUCCAAUAUCUUCCAGAUCAACGCCAAUGUGGUCACACUAGAGAAAAAUCUUCAGUCACUGGGAACGUCUAGAGAUACCGCAGAGCUCCGACAGAGUCUGCACUCCACUCAGCAGCAAACCAACAAAGUCAUCACCAGCACAAGCCAACUCAUCAAACAGCUCUCUGAUAUAAUCAGUGGCUCUUCACGGCAAGACCGUCUGCGACUGACCAGACUAAAGACUGAGCUCUCUGAGUCUGUGCAGCGAUAUGGGGAUCUCCAAAAGAAAAUUGCGGAACGCUCAAGGGCCCUGCUCCCUCCAGCACAGAAAGACAAGAAGAAGAGUCCUCAGACUCCAUCCAGUGAGCAGAUAGAGGAGGGUCCACUGUUUGGAGCAGGCUCAGAGGGAGGAAGUCAGGCUUUCCUGUCUGAGAUCAGUGAGGAGGACGUGGAGGUGCUCCGUCAGAGAGAGGAGGCCUUGCUUCAGAUUGAGAGAGACAUGCUGGAUGUCAGUCAAAUCAUGAAGGAUCUGGCCAGCAUGGUUCAUGAACAAGGAGAUGCAAUAGAUAGUAUUGAAGAUUACAUCCAGACAGCUUCUUCUAAUGUGGAGUCAGCCAAUCAAGAACUCGCCAAGGCCAACCAAUACCAGGUAGCUGUUGUCAUCACAGUGUCACUGCACUGCUCCUGCCCAGUCUGAUCCUUGACCUGAGCAGCUGAUUCCCAGUAGGAGGGAGCAGCCCUGCAACAAUAUCUCUACUCCAUCAUCUCUGGCUCUGUUUACAUGUGUGUCAGUCUGAGGAUGGAGGCCUUUCUCAGCAUACCUCCAGUCUGCGCCUCUUAUGAAAUCAUCACUGUUCUCACUAGUGUUUCCUUUUUUUUCUUCUUUUUUUUAAAUGCAGCAGCUGUUUGCUGUAAUCUGAAAGUUAAGUCCCAAAUGCAAAUUUAGUGAUCGCAUCAGAGGCACAAGCUGGGCGUUUCCUGUAUUAAAUGUAACGGGUAAUGCUCUGUUUUGCAAACCUUCAGCCACAAACACUAAAUCAGAUGAAGGAGAAGCUUCAGAGUGACACUGUCUUCAGCUGCUGUAUAUUGUACGCUUCCUUCCUCGCAUUUUUACUGAAAUGAACUUCGUAUUUAUUAGCUUGCAGUGUAAUUAUUAUCAUUAAUAAUCACUAUUAUAUUACAGUGUUUGUUGAUAUUGGUAAAUACUGUUUGAAUAUAUAUACCUUCCAAAAUAAAAGUCUAAGUUCAGCAGCAAGCGACAUGUUAUGAGAUGAAUCUUGCUUAUUUAUGCAUCGUUAUAUUUAUGUUUUAGUCAGUGAAAUGUUUGUUUUAAUUCCCAUGUCAUUUUUAUCAUGACUUUAAGAUGGUCUAAAGUUGGCAGGGAUGGACGCUGCCCACCUAGAAAUAAAUUUUGCCCCCACACCUACAGAAAAUACAGAGUUCGCAUUUUAAACUUCUUUAGCUGCUUUGCAACCCACCUCUCCUCCAGCAUCUGACCCCAUCAUUGGCAUAUCCAUUGUCAUACUGUGAUGCUGCUCUGUGCUGUUUUGCUGCUCCGAUUUUUCAUUUAUCCACAUAGAGGGGUGAGGAGGUCCCUGUACAGCCUGUAUCAGUUACUGUAAUUGAUUUAAAAACACUCUCUAUUUCUUUGAAAUGUGUCUAUA